AUGCAUUUCAUGACCAUCCUCACACUCGGCCUUGCCGGCAGUGCCAUCGCUCUCCCGCAUGCUCCUCGUGCUUCUGCUACGCCUACACCCUCAGUAUCCUUGACGUCAGUCACUCCCACAGUGAUCACAUCUGCUUCUGCCUCUGCCUCUGCCAGUCCUGCCGCAGCCUCACGCUUCCCUGAUCCUCGAUCUAUUCUUCUCAAAGAGGUUCCUUCCGAUAUUAUGGCCCUUCAAAAGACAUACUAUUACGAUUAUCAUCGCUAUCAGACAUUCACCGGAAAAGCAAAGGAGCUCUGGGCUCACAGGCUCGAAGGGGAUUUGAAUGCCCUCAGAGUAGCUGAGAAGGCCGCCGGGAUCCCCAUACUGUUCUAG
Messenger RNA from Penicillium malachiteum, 372 nucleotides. RefSeq lists its product as uncharacterized. The transcript has a single exon. The record is from RefSeq and is a predicted model, not a curated record. Lineage: Eukaryota; Fungi; Ascomycota; Eurotiomycetes; Eurotiales; Aspergillaceae. The coding region runs from base 1 to 372 and encodes 123 amino acids.